Cladocopium goreaui is the source of this 2730-nucleotide messenger RNA. Lineage: Eukaryota; Dinophyceae; Suessiales; Symbiodiniaceae. The record is from the annotation of a GenBank genome assembly.
AAGCUGCCACGGAAAAGGCAGCCGCUGCUCUUGUAGCGCUCGCACCUUGGACGGACACAGCCACACCUGAGCACUGCGAAAAGUAUGUCCGUCCAAGAAGUUGCAGGAGCGCUCGAACUUGCGUUUAACGGUCUUGGUGAGUACUAUGGUGCUAUUGCCAAAGACCCGAAAACAUCAGAGAAAGAAAAAGAUGCAUGCUUGGCUUUUGUGGAAGCAGAAGGAAAACUGGACAAGGAGGAUGUAGAUGGGUGCCUGUCUCUGUCCAAGACUGCGGUUCAGAAGUUUGAGGCAAUCAAGCAUGCGACUGGCGUUGCAGAUACGCUCAGAAUGAUGGUUUUAGCCUACCGGAUCCAAGCUGACGUACUGCGAAGUGCAGAAGAGGACAAGUCCAAAGAAAUCAAGGCCGCUUUGAGCACGGCAGAGGGCCUUGCCCGAGAGCACAUUGCCAAGUUCAACGGAUCUGGGGACAAGCGCAGUGAGGCAGUUCUCCUCCUUGCAGCAGGGGAGAUCAACUACAACAAACGAGGUGGAAAGAAAAGAGCAGAGGCAUUUGAAGACUUGAAGAAAGCGCGGUCUCUAGCAAAAGAAGCUGGCGACAAGAAGGUAGAAGCUACUGCCAUUUUCGUUCAAGCUAACGCAGCCAUCAAGCUCCGGCAGAAUGAUGACUCCUAUGCUUUUGCACAGGAGUCAUACAAGCUGUACGAGGAAGCAGCUGACAAGAAGGGUCAGGGAAAGGCACUCCACAUUAUGGCCUUGGCCCAGGUUUUGGCUGAAGAUUUUGACGACGGAAUCAAGACGGCAGAGCAAGCCCUAGCCAUUUUCAAAGAGCUGGAGCUUCGAAAGCUGGAAGCCUUUGAACUUUUCAUCAUUGCGCACUAUUACCUCACACGAAAGAUGGGCCGUGAAGCCAUUCCAUAUGCAGAGGAUGCCUUAGAGCUCUUCAAGGAAGUGGACUUUGAUGGCUCCGGUUGGACCUCCAACGCAUUUGAUUGCCUUACGCAAGCGUUCAUUUGCAAGGGUGAUGCAAAGAAAGCAAUGAUCAUUUCCGAGGAAGCUGUGGAGUACUUUCAACGCAAAAAAGACAAGCGAGGACAAGUCAUGGCUUUAAGCACUUUGGCAAACUCCUACUGUGCAAAGGGCGACUAUGAAGCAGCGGUCCCCUUGAUUGAGGAGACACGUGAGAUCAUUCAGAGCUUGGAUGACAGUAGGUGGGAAGCCAGCAUCCUGCACCAGCUGGCAUCGGUUCACAUGCUGCGUGAAUCAUACGCCGAAGCUGCUUUUGCAGCAGAGGAAGCCAUCUCAAUUUACCAGGAUCUCAAAGAUAGGCAUAGUGAGGCCUUGGCUAUGAACUACAUCACCCAGGUUGCUAUUGCCAAGAAUGACUACGAAAAGGCCAUACAGACAGCUCAAGAGCAAGCCGCGAUCUUCAAUGAGACUGGCGAUAAGAGCAAGGAAGCCUCAUGCCUCUUGACUGUUGCCACAGUCCACGGCACAGAGGGUAGGCUGGAUGAUGCCCUGCGAGUGGCCAAGGAAGCACAGGAGCUCUUCCAGGAAAAGAAGGACAGGUCAGGUGAGGCGAGAGCGCUGAAUGUUCUGGCAGACAUUUACUGCGACUUGCGGGAGGUGGAGCAGGCUGUGGCCUUGGCCAAGGAGAUGCGCGACAAGCUGCACGAGACAGGCGAUAUGCGGGCCGAGGUUGGUGCCAUCCGGACGCUCUCGAACAUUUAUCUGGCUUCUGAGAUGCCUGGUGAAUCUGUGAGAGCCGCCAACGAAGCAGUCCAGCUAAGCAAACGAGUCCACGACCGAAGGCAGCUGGCUGAGAAUCUGAUCUUGUCUUCAGAGGCAAACAUUGCCCUCGCCAUGCAGGACAACCCCAAGGGCUUGGCCAAGGGCUCCGAGAGAUCCCUGAAGCCUGCGAAGGAAGCCUUCAAGGUGGCCAAAUCCAUCGGUGCAGGAAAGCUAAUGGGAAUGGCAAUGCAUCAAACGGCUUACGUGUUGCUCGUCACGGUGAAGCCUGAUGAUGCUCUGAAGGCUGCCCGCGAAGCGGUGGACAUCUUCCGCCAAGUGGACGAGCGAGCCAGAGAAGCUGGCUCCGUCAUCCUGAUAGCUGAGAUCUACCACAGCAAAAAUGAAGAUGAAAAGGCGUUGGAUGCUGCGAACGAAGGGCUGAUGCUGGCAAAGGCCUGCGGAGACCCCAAGAAAGAGAAGGAUGCCAACAAGCUGGUUGAACAGAUCGCAGGGAAGAAGUUCGCCUACUACCAGCCUUACCCUGGUGAUAUGCCUGCAAUGCCACAGCAAGCAGAGGGCGGAGGUGGUGGUGGAGCUGCUGCUGCAUCAUCUGUAGCAGAAGUAAAGCAGGUGGGCUUGGACCCCGGCAUGGUCCAGGCCACCGUGUCAGAGAUGGCGAAACAGGCCAUUGGUGUAGAUGAUGAGCUUUUCCUGGACAGCGCUCUGAUGGACAGUGGAAUGGACAGUCUGACAGCUGUGUCUUUCCGAAAUGGCCUUCAGCAGCAGCUGGGCGUAAAGCUUCCAUCGUCCUUGAUGUUCGAUUACCCCACCAUGAAGGAGGUGGCCAAUCGCAUCAUGGAGCUGAGCAUCGAGAACGCGUGAGACGAGAGUUGUAGGGAGCUGCGCUGACACGCUUCCCCGACUCAGAGGUGUUGAGCAUCACUAAGCCACACAGCCCAAAUACCAUAGUCUCCCAUAUCAAAACGGGUUAAGCCGGUUGAG